AUGGCUCCAAUGCGGUCGCCCAUCCUCGGCUUCCUUCUGGUGUUGAUUUUCACCCAGUGCAUAGCCUGCGCCCACGGGCAGCUCCGGGAGCAUUUGGAAGGAAUGGAAGGUGCUUGGAUAGUGUACGAUUACUAUCCAGGAAGCGACCCCAGUGGACCCCCAGACAACGCCAUGAACGUCACUUUUGCCAAUCCGCUUGACAACGUGUACACGGGGAGCUUUUCGAAGGAUGGUGGACCCGAACUUGGCGUCCUCACUGGCUUCUAUUCGGGUGAUACGGGCGAGUGGUGCGGCAGCUACUUCUGCAGCACAUGCAGCCCAUCGUCAAUGGCAAUUUCUGGGGCUCUCAAGCUCAAGCCGUCGGCUGGCGGCAUGGAAGGCAUUUGGUUUACAUAUGGCACCGAGGGAAUUGGGCACAGCAAGUUGUUCCGGCCUCAAGGCGACCACCCGGUGGUCUGA
This is a messenger RNA of Ostreobium quekettii, 459 nucleotides long. The record is from the annotation of a GenBank genome assembly. NCBI's taxonomy places the organism in Eukaryota, Viridiplantae, Chlorophyta, Ulvophyceae, Bryopsidales, Ostreobiaceae.